UUCAGCAGCAUGACUCCUCCAAAGUUUGUUUUCUAUCUGACAUGUCUGCUUUUGGGCAAACUAGUCAAGAUGGAUCAUUUGAAACAACCUGCAGCAGUGCUUCAAGACAGAAGAUUUGUAUCAAUUGACAUUGGCGACAGCUUGAAACUGAAAUGCUUGGGCGACAAUGAAGCAAUGAAAAUAUUUUGGUACAAGCAAAUACUUGGUCAGAAGCCGGAGCUCAUCUGCAGCACCUAUAAAUAUGGCACAAAUGGCACUUUUCACAACGAAUUCCACAACAACCCACGUUUUACAGUGGAGAAUACAGACGGGGAGAGCGCCUUAAAAAUUUCACAACUCCAGGUUUCAGACACAGGGACUUACUUCUGUGCACGAAGUGUUUCAUUUAUGUUUGAAUUUGAGGAAGGGACCACAGUCAGUGUGAAGGGUUCAGGUUUGAACACUGAAGUUUGGGUUCAACAGUUGAGAACUGACACCGUCCAGUCUGAAGGGUUUGAUACUUUGAGCUGUACAGUUGAAACUGGGAGCUGCAAUGAAGAACACAGCGUUUACUGGUUCAAGAACUCGGACGAAGUCUUCUACACAUAUGGGACCAACAACUCUCGAUGCAAGAGGAAACCCAGCACACAAUCACUGUCGUGUGUCUACAACCUGCCGAUAAAGAAUCUCAAUCGGUCUCCUGCGGGGACCUACUACUGCGCCAUCGCAUCAUGUGGAUAUAUACUGUUUGGAAAUUCGACCACACUGAACUAUCAAGGCAAGUUGAACUCUCCUGGCUUGGUGUAUUUCUUGAGCGGAGCUUUGGCAGUCACCGUCGUUCUGAGUGUUGUACUGACCGUCUUACUGUACAAGUUGAACAAAAGAAGCAGGUGCCAGUCGACAGAGGGUCAAGCAAGAUUUUCAGCUCCGUCGAUGCCCGAAGCAGAGAGUUGCGAAGGCGCAGAAGACCUCCACUAUGCUGCGUUAAAUAUGAAUCGAAGCCUCAAAUCAAAAAGGCAAACUGUCAACACCAACAGUGAAUGUGUUUAUUCCAGAAUACAGAAAUAAACUGGACUUUUGUUUGUUACUAAAUUCCUUUCAGAGUUAUAGCAUAGAUCUAUUUGUACAUUUGUUAACAGGAACUUUAAAAGAAAUAUUGCUUCGUUGACUUGCUGUGUAUUUUAUUACAUAUAUAUACCUUCAAAUAAGAACUAGUCCCAAGGAAACUGUUGUCUUAAAACAACCAUGAGAUGUAAAACUUUUUUUUCUCUUGUUCGGAUGAAGUUGUAUUUCAAUUGUCUUGUAAUAAUGGUGAUGAUUUUUUUUUGGUAUGCAGGCAUUCAUUAAUUCAGCAUCUAAUAAAAAUGUAUAUGCGUCAUCAACAAUGCCAGCUUUGAAAACAGCUUUAAUGAAAGUAAUUAUACACAGAAAUCACAGGUCUUUCUGAUACUGAUGCACGUAGCCUUCAGCUGUUCACCUCUGUGUGCUCCAUUUAGUUUGUCUGUUUGCAUAGGCUGACUACGCAGUCUGUAAAUGUGUCCAUGAUAUAAUGAAUUGCUAGUGAGUCAGAUCCAUUUCAAACUGAAAGGUUUAGAGAUAUGUUGUAACUGUAACCUCACUGCAUGUUUGAUGGUAGAAUAAAAUAAAUCCAACAAAGACAGGAUGUGUGCAUGUGACUGUUUCAUUUCCUGCAGGUCAGCAGCACCCCGAACACCCCUCCUCAC
Messenger RNA from Salarias fasciatus (jewelled blenny), 1703 nucleotides. RefSeq lists its product as uncharacterized. NCBI's taxonomy places the organism in Eukaryota, Metazoa, Chordata, Actinopteri, Blenniiformes, Blenniidae. The transcript has 5 exons. The coding region runs from base 10 to 1047 and encodes 345 amino acids. Gene Ontology annotation, biological process: response to bacterium. The record is from RefSeq and is a predicted model, not a curated record.